Molecule: messenger RNA, 213 nt
Organism: Diatraea saccharalis (sugarcane borer)
Lineage: Eukaryota; Metazoa; Arthropoda; Insecta; Lepidoptera; Crambidae
Source: the annotation of a GenBank genome assembly
AUGACUAUGCUCUUACAUCCAAUGGGGGAUUCGCAGCCUGGUUCACAGAUUCGCACCACUCUGAAGAAAAAGGCGUUCGAGGAUGCAGGUAUACCAGUGCGGCAGGUGACGCUGAAUAUGCUUAAUGCCUCCGAAAACGAAGUGGACGUGGAAGGACUGGGCGGUGAAGUGAAACUGGAGUUCGAAGCUGGUGGCGAAGAGGUGGCUACCUGA